CGGAGGAGCCGCCGGAGCCAAGCGAGUCCCAGAGAGCGAGCGCGAGAAGCCGGGGGUGGACCGUUCAUUCCAUCCGCGCGCCGGGGAGCCUGAGGCUGGAGGAGACGCGGGCUGAGCAGCCACAUCAGCGAGGGGCAGCCGAGAGCCAGCCGAGCGACAUGGACCAGUGUGAUGGGGAGCACGACUACAUGCAGCAGGAGGACGACUGGGACCGCGACCUGCUCCUGGACCCCGCGUGGGAGAAGCAGCAGAGGAAGACCUUCACGGCGUGGUGCAACUCUCACCUCAGGAAAGCAGGCACGCAGAUUGAAAACAUCGAGGAGGAUUUUCGGGACGGCUUGAAACUGAUGCUGCUGCUCGAGGUCAUUUCGGGCGAGCGCCUGGCCAAACCAGAGAGAGGAAAGAUGAGAGUCCACAAGAUCUCCAACGUGAACAAAGCGCUGGACUUCAUCGCCAGUAAAGGAGUGAAGCUGGUUUCUAUUGGAGCAGAGGAAAUCGUCGAUGGCAAUGCGAAGAUGACCCUGGGAAUGAUCUGGACCAUUAUUCUGCGCUUCGCCAUCCAAGACAUUUCUGUGGAAGAGACGUCUGCCAAAGAAGGGCUCCUGUUGUGGUGCCAGAGGAAGACUGCGCCUUAUAAGAAUGUCAAUAUACAGAACUUCCACAUCAGCUGGAAGGAUGGGUUGGGAUUCUGUGCCCUCAUCCAUCGGCAUCGUCCAGAGCUGAUCGACUACGGCAAACUACGAAAGGACGACCCCAUGACCAACCUGAACACAGCCUUCGAUGUAGCAGAGAAAUACUUGGACAUUCCCAAGAUGCUGGAUGCCGAAGACAUCAUUAGCACCAUGAGGCCCGAUGAGAAGGCCGUCAUGACUUAUGUGUCGUGUUACUACCACGCCUUCUCAGGCAAGCAAAAGGCAGAGACGGCAGCCAACAGGAUCUGCAAGGUGCUGGCUGUCAACCAGGAGAACGAGCAGCUGAUGGAGGACUAUGAGAAGCUGGCCAGUGAUCUGCUGGAGUGGAUCCGCCGCACCAUCCCGUGGCUGGAGAACCGAAUGCCCGAGAACACCAUGCAGGCGAUGCAGCAGAAGCUGGAGGACUUCAGAGACUACCGCCGCCUGCACAAGCCGCCCAAGGUCCAGGAGAAGUGCCAGCUGGAGAUCAACUUCAACACCCUGCAGACCAAGCUGCGACUCAGCAACCGACCCGCCUUCAUGCCCUCGGAGGGAAAAAUGGUCUCGGACAUCAACAAUGCGUGGGGAAGUCUGGAGGGAGCGGAGAAGGGCUAUGAAGAGUGGCUGCUCAAUGAAAUCCGGAGACUGGAGAGGCUCGACCACCUGGCUGAGAAGUUCCGCCAGAAAGCUGCCAUCCACGAGGCUUGGACUGACGGUAAAGAGGAGAUGCUGCAGAAGCAGGACUACGAGACCGCGUCCCUGUCGGAGAUCAAAGCGCUGCUGAAGAAGCACGAGGCUUUCGAGAGCGACCUGGCGGCUCACCAGGACCGCGUGGAGCAGAUCGCCGCCAUCGCUCAGGAGCUGAAUGAGCUGGACUACUACGACUCUCCCAGUGUCAACGCGCGCUGCCAGAGGAUCUGUGACCAGUGGGACUCGCUGGGAGCUCUGACCCAGAAGCGCAGCGAAGCCUUACAGAGAACCGAGAAGUUGCUGGAAACCAUCGACCAGUUGUACCUGGAGUUCGCCAAAAGGGCGGCGCCGUUCAACAACUGGAUGGAGGGAGCCAUGGAGGACCUGCAGGACACGUUCAUCGUCCACACCAUUGAGGAGAUCCAGGGUCUGAGCACGGCCCACGAACAGUUCAAGGCCACGCUCCCGGAGGCAGACAAGGAGCGGCAGGCCAUUUUGGGAAUCCACAACGAGAUCGCCAAGAUCGUGCAGACGUACCACGUCAACAUCGCCGGCUCCAACCCCUACACCACCAUCAACCCGCAGGAGAUCAACAACAAGUGGAACAAGGUCCGGCAGCUGGUGCCGCAGAGAGACCAGGCUCUGAUCGAGGAACACGCCCGGCAGCAGAACAACGAGCGCCUGCGCAAGCAGUUCGCUAACCAGGCCAACGUCAUCGGGCCCUGGAUCCAGAACAAGAUGGAGGAGAUCGGCCGCAUCUCCAUCGAGAUGCACGGCACCCUGGAGGACCAGCUGACCCACCUGCGCCAGUACGAGAAGAGCAUCAUCAACUACAAGCCAAAGAUCGACCAGCUGGAGGGAGACCACCAGCUGAUCCAGGAAGCCCUCAUCUUUGACAACAAGCACACCAACUACACCAUGGAGCACAUCCGGGUGGGCUGGGAGCAGCUGCUCACCACCAUCGCCCGAACCAUCAACGAAAUCGAGAACCAGAUCUUGACGCGAGACGCCAAGGGCAUCAGCCAGGAGCAGCUCAACGAGUACCGGGCUUCCUUCAACCACUUCGACCGGGACCACUCGGGCAGUCUGGGCGCCGAGGAGUUCAAAGCCUGCCUGAUCAGUCUGGGCUUCGAUAUCGCCAACGAUGCACAGGUACCGACUCUCUUCCUGGUGGAGGUGUUUAACUGUUGUUUUCUUUUUUUCUCCCUUGACUUUCUUCUGGCUUUGGUUUCUACUGAACUUUAUGGAACUGGUGCCUCCUUCCUCCAAUACCCUGCUCUUUACUCAUCCUUUCUUCUUCCUCUGAUGUUCCUCCUUCCACACUGGCUCUCUGUAUCUGUCCAUCUGGUCGGGCUUGUUCCUCGCUGUAGAAGAGAACAGGAGUGAUGGAAGCUGAAGACUUCAAAACCUGCCUUAUCUCCAUUGGUUACAACCUGGUAACGACUCCUGCACUCACCACCUUUCACCCUUGACUUUUUUUACGUCUGGUGCUGCGCCUCUCACCGCAGUCUGGACAGACAUGUGCUUCAGAAAUAAAUGCAAAUAUCUCAGUAUUUUACUGUCAGUAGCAGACACUGUUGCUGUUCCAUUUGUUUUAUUGAACUUCAUCCCAAAACUAUUUCCAUGUCAAAAUCAUUAAAAACAUCCUAGACUCUAGAAAGUUUAUCUCUCGCUGUAGGUCAGGGAGAGUUUAUUUCCUUGCAUGAGCAAACAAAUUAGCCAGUUAUUAUUAUUGUAACUAACAAAGAAGAAAGAAAGAAGCAAGUCAUAUGUUCAAACUGUCUUGACUCUGUGGUAGUGUUUGAGUAAUUACAAAGCUGUUGAAUGUGGAUCACUGAUCACCACUCUUGAAUAAUGCUUUCAGAACAAUGGAAAUGAGUAUAGUUCUUGCUUAUGAUUUAAAUAUUUGCAUCAUUUCGUUAGAAAACUAUUCAAAUGUUGGGGAUUUUUGAUCACACAAGUCAAUUCUAUUCGAAAGAUCCUUUUUAAAGUUUUGGGGUCAAAAGUAGAGACCUGUUCUUUUAAUCUGCCUGAAACUACAAAUAGUGUCUUGUGAGAUGCACCACAAUUGGAUAUAAAGUGGGUGUUUUUAAUUUAGAUGUCAAAACCUUUUUGACGUUGUAACUCUUGGAGUUCUAUCUUUCCACUGCCUCAUCUGAGCACACACUCGCGUGCCUUCUCACUGGUCCCUGGGGAUCUGCGGCUCGGUGCAGGGGCGACUUGCUGACGCCUCUUCUCUGAUAC
Messenger RNA from Synchiropus splendidus (mandarinfish), 3605 nucleotides. RefSeq names its product actinin, alpha 1 (gene actn1). Gene Ontology annotation, molecular function: calcium ion binding; actin filament binding. Gene Ontology annotation, cellular component: plasma membrane; cell projection; stress fiber. Gene Ontology annotation, biological process: actin cytoskeleton organization; muscle cell development. The transcript has 19 exons. Lineage: Eukaryota; Metazoa; Chordata; Actinopteri; Syngnathiformes; Callionymidae. Bases 159 to 2747 code for a protein of 862 amino acids. The record is from RefSeq and is a predicted model, not a curated record.